CGCUGCGUCUUAACUCUGUCUCGAUCAGUUACAGUCUCGCCGGCUGCAGCGACGGCAGACUCCAGGCCAGAGGACAACAACAGCCUUCAAACUGCAAAUGCAGAUAUGAAAAGAACAGAAAACCGAACCUGAACUCCUGCGUUAAAGUUCAAUGAAGAACAAGUAUGCGGGGCGGUGCAUCUACGUUGCCCUGCUGCUGGAGUUAAUGAAGCGAUCAGUAUCAUCAUGUUUCUUCCUAUUCCAGUCCCCUACGCGAACACCUUGCUGUGGAAUUCCCUUGUCAUCUUUACCGUGCUGGUGGCGUUGGCUGCGGCUAUAUCUGGCUGGUGCCCGGUCAGCUGCAUCUGUAACGACCAGCUAGUGGUCCACUGCACCGGGCAAGGGCUGGCCGAGGUGCCCCUGGACUUACCCCUGGCCACAAGGCAGCUGCUUCUUUCGGACAACAAGAUCACGGAGCUGCCGACGGUGCAGCUCAAUUACUUGUCCGACUUAGUGUACCUGGACUGCAGUAAUAACUCUCUAUACAACCUCUGCGAGACGACUUUCAUCAAUCUGAAGAAGCUUGCCUAUUUGGACCUCUCUUUUAACAAGCUGGUUCAAGUGGACGACCGGAUGUUCGUCGCCCUGGCUAGCCUGGUAGUCCUCCGGCUGACUGAUAACCCCGGGCUGGAUCAGAUGCACGUUGACGCCUUCGCGGAGAACUCGGCUCUGCAGGUGCUGGACAUAAGCAGAAAUAACCUGACCCUGCUGAACAUCUCGACCCUGAUCACCCUGCCCGCCCUCAGGUCGAUCGGGGUCAGCGGGAACCCCUGGGAGUGCGUGUGCUCCAAUGAGGACCUGUGCCUCUGGAUGCAGGUGGAAGACUACAAAUUCCAAGACGACGAGAGCACGCUGUGCCGCGGGCCGGCUCCGCUGAGCGGGAUGCGUCUCUCAGAGCUGGGGUUGAAGCUGCGGGUCGAUUGCCACCAGGGCCUGGACAGCUGGGACUACCUAUUCCUGCUCACUGUGGGCUUCCUCAUCUUCUCCGGGGGCACUGUGUCGGCCUGGGUGAUGGGUGUGGUCAUGUUGCUGUACGAGCGCUGGGAGAACAAGCAGGAGAACGAGGAGGGGGAUGAAGAGGAGGGGUCCGGCGGGGAGAAGCAGGUUAACGGGGACCUCAACAAACCCAUCCAGCAGGUCUGAGUGGGGCUCCCCCACCCCCUCCCGAGGACUAUCAGAACGUGCAAUAACAUUCAUUUAUUGAAUCAGGAGGGGACUCUUGAGACACAAGGACAGUCUCUUCACACAUUCGUCAUUAUGAGAAGGAAAGUGUUGCACUAGGCAGGGGAAGUGGGUAUCCUGUAUAGGAGCUGCUAUGUCACGCUCCCAGAGCCUGACUGAUGCACUUAUACCUGAAUGUGCAGAGAGGAGGGGUGAUGUAUACUCUCCCUGUUCAUUUCCCAUAGGGCACUGAGAUACACAGGACCAGUCAUGGGUUGGGCAACUCCAUCUGACAUAGAGGGUGUGGGAGGUACCAUCAAAGGGGUAAGAGCGUGCAUAAAGUAUAAAACUAGUGGCACAGAGAUUAAAAAGGAACAGCUCACCCCAAUAGGAUUGUGGGGUUCUCCCAGAAAGCUCCACUUCCUCCCAUACAAUCGGUAGAACAAAAUCUGAUCUGGCUCACAAUAGUGAAUGAGGGAUGGGGGUGUGAGACUUUUCUUCCCUGUGACAGUCUGAAGGGAACCCUGGUCUGUCUGUGAAGUAUUCCACUACGCACAGCUAGCUAAGGCAAGGCUUCAAACUGACACUAGCCCUGCAUCCAGCCCUGGGUUGCAGUGUAAACAAUGUUAAAUUUACUAUGCAAAUGCAAUAAAAGCUGCAUGUCAGUUUGAGUUUCAAUCAUGCUAGGUAAGACAGUUGAUCUGACAGGCUUGUUUCUGGCCCAGCCUCUGUCUGCACCUUGCUCUGCACUCUCGGAUGCUUCCCUUCAUUAAAAGCCCAGUAAUAAAAGUAGUUGUUUAGUUCAUUGGUGUAUAAAGUUUUACUACAUGCCAACUUUGUACAUUUCCUAAUAAAUGUGAGCAGAAUGAGUCUGAAGUGCUGUUGCUCAUCGCUCUUUCUUGGGUUUGUUUUCCCUCAGGAUCAGGGUUGCUGGAACCCUUAUUAACUGUGUAUUGGGCUUGGGAUCAUUUCAAUCAUUUACCAUCAAUAAUUAUGCUAUUGUCACCUGUUACAGUCACUUUUCAUGUUUUAUUUCACUAAUCCUUUCUUACCGACAGCUCUGAUGUGUGUUGUUAAUUUGUGCCCUUAUAAAA
Polyodon spathula (Mississippi paddlefish) is the source of this 2294-nucleotide messenger RNA. Its product is annotated as leucine-rich repeat-containing protein 52-like. Gene Ontology annotation, cellular component: voltage-gated potassium channel complex. Lineage: Eukaryota; Metazoa; Chordata; Actinopteri; Acipenseriformes; Polyodontidae. The transcript has 2 exons. The record is from RefSeq and is a predicted model, not a curated record. Gene Ontology annotation, molecular function: potassium channel activator activity; voltage-gated potassium channel activity; transmembrane transporter binding. Bases 226 to 1182 code for a protein of 318 amino acids.